This is a messenger RNA of Geodia barretti, 1161 nucleotides long. NCBI's taxonomy places the organism in Eukaryota, Metazoa, Porifera, Demospongiae, Tetractinellida, Geodiidae. The record is from the annotation of a GenBank genome assembly.
AUGACCAAAGAUUUUAUGGUGAACAGGUCACCGCGGCAGGAGGCAUUCCUGCGUUCCCGCGGCUUUACACUCGGCGAUCCUCCCUUUCUACCACAACAGACGUUCACACACGAAACCGAACUUGAUUUAGGUAAUCAACCGCUACACCUCGUUCACUUAGGAAAGGCAGAAACGGAUGAUGCCACUGCCGUCAGGAUCCCAGCAGAAGGUUGCAUUGUUUCUGGGGACACCGUCAUGACAGGGAGUUUUCCCAUUUUUGGACAGCCCGUUAUGAACGAAGGACUCAUGGCGAACCACGAUUGGAUCAACACAAUUAUGGAACUCCGGGCGUACGAACCUAAAUCUGUCCUACCGGGACACGGACCCUUAGCGCGUGAUGCCGAAAUUGAUCUGUUGCUUGAGAUUGAGUCCUAUUUCCUAAUAGAAGUCCGAAAACGUGUUGAACAGGGCAUGUCCUUAAACACACUGCUCACCGAAAUGGAAGCCAACUUACCCGAUUGGAUUCGCUCUAUUGCUGAGGUAUGGGGAACACCGCGUUAUGCGAUUUUAAGGGUAUAUCGCGGGUUAAUCGACGAUCCAGAACCGGGUUGGCAACAUCUGAAACCUUCGGCUAUUCCGGCUGCGGAUACCGAAAAACUUCACCAAAAAACACACGAACUUGAAAACUUUCAGGCUUAUCGAGAAACCGCCGAAGAGGUCGCGGAAGGUAAUGACUUUGGCUUAGCAAUUGCCAUCUUGAAAACCGCAACCGAAAAAUAUCCGAAUCUACCCGACACGUGGACAGAAUACGCAAAUUUGCUCACACAAGCAUCCCGCACCGUGCCAAGCGUCCUUGAGAAAGGUGACUUCUUCGCCGAAGCAAAAAAAGCAAUCAAUGUUGCUCUUGAAUUGGACCCUGAGCACGCGCCAGCACAUCUUUUGCGUGGGUACAACCAUAUUUUCUCUGCCUAUCGCAACGGCGACGAAACAAAAGCAGGACUGGAAUCCGUCUAUAAAGCUCUCGUCAUCGGAAUUCACGGGACACAACUCGCACGGGCGUACUUCUGUAUCGGACUCGCACAUCGCACAAAUGGAGACGAGACACUCGCACGUGAAGCUUUCGCGAAGGCGAUCGCCGCUGACGCAAGGUAUAUGCCAGCACAGUUAGCGAAUAUGGCAUAG